Saccoglossus kowalevskii is the source of this 867-nucleotide messenger RNA. RefSeq names its product potassium channel subfamily K member 18-like. Gene Ontology annotation, cellular component: plasma membrane. Gene Ontology annotation, molecular function: potassium ion leak channel activity; outward rectifier potassium channel activity. The record is from RefSeq and is a predicted model, not a curated record. Gene Ontology annotation, biological process: potassium ion transmembrane transport; stabilization of membrane potential. NCBI's taxonomy places the organism in Eukaryota, Metazoa, Hemichordata, Enteropneusta, Harrimaniidae.
AUGUUUGUAUUAUUAGGAUAUGGUCAUAUUGCACCUACUACGCCACUAGGACAAGUGGCAUGCAUUUUCUACGCAAUUUUUGGCAUUCCGCUGUUUUUCCUGUAUUUAGCGAAGCUUGGUGCGCUAAUGGCUGCUCCAGUAAAACGAAUUUAUUGGACAAUCUCUUGCGCCAUCGCCAGGUGGCGUGAUCUCUUAUGUGGGUCACAGCAACUUCGACACAGAGAGCAAUGCGUCAAUAGCCGGAACUUAGAAGAUAGUGACGAAAAUGUCUCUACGUAUACCUAUGACGAGGAGAGUGAGUAUUCAAUCAGUCGUAGGGAAGAGUUAUACGGCGAACCAGGAACAACAAUUGAGCUAAAUCUGUUAAACCCAGUUGUUUCCACAACAGAAAACAAUACUUCACAAAAUAGUAUGUCAGAAACAACCAACACAACGCCGGAUUCGAUUUCUCUGAGCAAUGAAGCUAAUGGCGAGCAAAGCAGUUCACGGACUUAUCGUAUGUGCAAUAGUAAACAGGAAAACGUUGAUUUUGACGCAAUAGAGGUGCCGGUAAUAAUACUAACUAUAUUACUUGUCAUUUAUGUUUGUGUGUGUGCUGUGGUCUUCUCAGCAAUGGAACAAUGGACGUAUUUAGAAUCAGUUUAUUUUUGUGUUAUGACAUUUUCAACGAUAGGCUUCGGAGAUUACGUGCCACGAUACGAUCCCGGAAUUAAACACAUGUUUAUAGCAUUUUAUAUCGUCGUUGGUAUGGUUAUCAUGUCUGCUUGUAUCAACCUCUCGCAAGCCAGAAUCAACAAUUUUGCAAGGAUGGUGUUCAAUUGGGGUUGCAGUACACUUUCAUCUUCCAAUGACGUAAAUAAAGAUUAG